Molecule: messenger RNA, 2358 nt
Organism: Sorex fumeus (smoky shrew)
Lineage: Eukaryota; Metazoa; Chordata; Mammalia; Eulipotyphla; Soricidae
Gene: TMEM143
Product: transmembrane protein 143
Exons: 7
Coding region: 130-1566 (478 amino acids)
Cellular component (GO): mitochondrion
Source: RefSeq, a predicted model, not a curated record
UCCCCCGACUUUGGCCCACAGGGCAGUGUGGGAGGGAACUAGCAUGAGGGGCUCCGAGGUGGGUGGAAGGGCUCUGCGCCCUGCCUGGGGUAUGGACGGCCUCUGAAGGUUGGAGUGCAAGUAGAGAGGAUGCUGAUGGCCCUGAAGACCGCUGACCCCUGGCUGUUUCCCUCGUUUAGGCUCUGGGGAAAGGAGCUGGCCAUGCAGCACGUGACCCGGGAAGUCUGGGCAACCAGGGUUCGAAUAUGGCCCCUGUUGCUCGGGUCCCCCAGGGCUCUGUCGUCGUUGGCAACCAAGAUGGGGGUGUACCGCAAGAUCUGGAGCCCCACGGAGCCCCGCGAGUGGGCCCAGCAGUACCGCGAGCGUUUCAUUCCGUUCUCCAAGGAGCAACUGCUCCACCUCCUGAUACAGGACUUCCACUCCAGCCCUAUGCAGAAGGCAGCUUUGGAGGCGUUUUCAGCCCACAUAGAUUUCUGCACCCUGUUCCACUACCAGCGCAUCCUGACUGAGCUGCAGGCUAUGUAUGACCCCAUCAACCCAGACAGAGACACCCUGCAUGAGUCUUCGCUCACGGACCCACAGCGUCUGGCCAACGAGCGGGAGGUGCUUCGGGCUCUGGAGCCCCUUCUGGACCAGGCCAACUUCUCCCCACUGUCCGAGGAUGCCUUGGCCUAUGCGCUGGCCGUCCACCACCCGCAGGAUGAGGUCCAGGUGACAGUAAAUUUGGAUCAGUAUAUCUACAUUCACUUCUGGGCCCUGGGGCAGCGUGUUGGGCAGAUGCCCCCGAAGCUCAGUGCAAAUUCCCGGCGCGAUUUCUUCAUCAGGUCGCCGCCCGCGGAGAGGAGAUACUUUAAGCGGGUGGUGCUCGCCGCCCGCACUAAACAGGGGCGCCUGGUACUGAAGAGCUUCAAGGACACACCCCUGGAGGGUCUGGAGCUGUUGCUGCCGGAGCUGAAGGUGCGCACGCCGCGUCUGCAGCGUGCGCUGCUCAACUUAACGCUGCUGGUCUCCGGCAUGGCCUUCUUCGUCAACGUGGGCAUGGUGGUGCUGUCUGACCUCAAGAUGGCCACGUCGCUGCUGCUGCUGCUCUUCGCUGUCUUCAUGGGCAUGCGUGCCUCCAAGAUGUUCGGGCAGAGGCGCAACGUGCAGGCGCUGGAGCUGGCGCACAUGCUCUACUACCGCAGCACGUCCAACAACUCGGAGCUGCUCUGCGCCCUGGCUCACCGCGCGCAGGACGAGCACACCAAGGAGACGCUGCUGGCACACAGCUUCCUGGCAAGGCGGCCUGUGGACUUGAGUGACCAGCCUGAAGAGACUUCCCGGUGGCUCCAGUCCGAAGUGGAGAAUUGGCUCCUGACCCAGUCAGGUUUUGAGGUGACCUUCAACGGAACUCGGGCUCUGGCCCACCUUCAAGCCCUGUCCUCCACAACCGAGAUGUACCCGCCCCCGGGGCUCCCCACACUAGAUCCCCUGGCUACUACAGUCCCCCCGGCCGCACACAGCAGCGGUAACCCUGGACAGAAAUCUCUCUACCCAGCCCCGCGCGACCACCUGGUUGGGCACUGAGGCCCUCCUCCUGCGAGACAAGCUAUCAAUCACUGUUGCUACGCUUUGCCCCGCCCCAAUCUCCAAUUACAGGCGAGCCGUUACAUUUAUUCUUAAAGCUGCCAUUCAAGGCAUCCCUUUGAUCGGCCCGCCUCUUUUGGUGAUCAGCCAAUCCAAACUUUAUCUUUUUAUUUCCCCCCCCCCCCCCCAUUAACCUCCAAUCAUGGUUUGACUGAGGAGUGUCAGCCAAUCACAGCUGCUCAACGUUGCAAACCACCAGGCACCGUUGUUCAGCAGUGCCCUCCCGAGGCUAUAUAUCAUUGUCUUUUUAUCCUGCACUGGGCAAGUUGCCCAUCAUGUUCACCAAGGCGGAGCUCCAGCCGGCAGCCAAUGAAAGUCUUAUAGCCCUGCUCUCUGGGCUAAUUGCCAGUGACAGCUGCUGGGCACCAUCAACCUGGAGCAGCCAGUUGUCUGCAAAGAAUUUCUAAAGGAAACCUGAUCUUCCUAGGAUUUUUAGACCAUCUUGUCAGCUGCUGAUUAGCUUGUCCGUGCUGAAGGGGUUGGGUGCCUUGUGCCAGGAACAAAGCUGUGGACUAGAAGGAAGACCCUACUCACUCCAAGACCUACUUCCACUUGGGCCCUAAGGACCUCAGGUGCCUUCCCUAACCCAGGUCUCAUCAUUUCUACAGAAACUACCUUUGUCUUGAUCUUUCCGGCACCCACAGUCGGUGCAAUAUUUAUUGGUCUCUCCAUUUCUCCCCCACCCCAUCUCCAAAGGAAAUAAAGCAUAUUUAGUAAAUUCGGGUGAGUGGG